AUGCUGACUACAAGCCUUCUUACGAUCCUUUCCGCCUUUGCCCUCGUCCGUGCCCAAAACACGACGAACAACCCUCAGCUCGAGGUUCAGUCCAUCGACGCUCAGUUUGACAAUUCGUAUCUCGUCCCGGACCUCCUUGCAAGCUUUGACCCACUUGCAUUCCUCACCGUGUCCUACGGCGGUCAACCCAUCAGCGCUGGCACUCUUCUCCCUGUCAAUGACACUCAGGCAGUUCCUACUAUCACCAUUACGCCAGCAAACUCCUCCGUGUCGCUGGGUGACCUUUUCACCCUUGCCAUGGUCGAUCCAGGAGCGAUUGGCAAACUCUCCACGCCCGGACCUACACGCCAUUGGCUCGUUAACGGUGUCACCAUCGGCGCGAACGGCGUGCUUUCUGUCCCCCAGACGGCCAUAACUGCCUAUGGAGCCCCAUAUCCCGAUGAGGCCGAUGCUCCUCACCGCUAUGCCAUCCUCUUGUGGCAGCAGCCUGCGUCUUUUGCGCCUCAAGGUGACCUUGCGAACCCUGGGCAGCCCAUUACGCAAUUCGACCUUAAUAGCUAUGUUUCGUCGAGCGGCCUUGGCCCUGUUGUCGCCGGAUGGUACUUCACUUGUACACGUGGAGAUGCUGUCGCGCCAACUAUUACAUCUGCUGUCGACAUUCGCACUCUCCCCGCCUACGCAGCUGGUACCGCUUCUGGAUCUUCCCACUCUGCUUCCGGAACCCAUACAAGCACGGGAUCGCCAAACGGUGCCCUCAGCUCGAUCUCUUUCAAGCCUGUGACCGCACUUGCUGGCGUUGCUGCCGCCAUUUUCAGCGUCGCCUUCUUCUAG
This is a messenger RNA of Serendipita indica DSM 11827, 831 nucleotides long. The record is from the annotation of a GenBank genome assembly. NCBI's taxonomy places the organism in Eukaryota, Fungi, Basidiomycota, Agaricomycetes, Sebacinales, Serendipitaceae.